This is a messenger RNA of Wallemia ichthyophaga EXF-994, 1464 nucleotides long. Its product is annotated as Pantothenate transporter liz1. Gene Ontology annotation, biological process: transmembrane transport. The coding region runs from base 1 to 1464 and encodes 487 amino acids. Gene Ontology annotation, cellular component: membrane. NCBI's taxonomy places the organism in Eukaryota, Fungi, Basidiomycota, Wallemiomycetes, Wallemiales, Wallemiaceae. The record is from RefSeq and is a predicted model, not a curated record. Gene Ontology annotation, molecular function: transmembrane transporter activity. The transcript has 4 exons.
AUGCAGCUUGAGACAGGGCAAAGCUCAAUUGAAAGCGAGAAGGCAUGGAAAAAGCAGAACAGGGCUUUCGUUACUCGCCUCGACGUGUAUUUCCUCACUUGGGCUUAUCUAAGCUAUCUAUGCAAGCAAAUUGAUUCGUCAAAUUACAAGACGGCAUAUGUCAAUGGUAUGAAAGAGGAUCUUGGUUUAUACGGAAACGAGCUCAACUACUUCAACACCUUCUACAGAAUAGGCUAUAGUGUGUUCAUACCGAUAUCAGAAGCUGUGCUAGCAUCGAGUAUCAUCCGAGUGUCUUACUGGAUCCCUGGUCUCGAGUUGAUAUGGGGUAUAGCUACAGCUUUGAUAGCUGUAGCCAACGACGCCAAAACUAUCUACGGACUGCGUUUCUUGAUCGGUCUAUGUGAAGCCAGCAGCUAUGCCGGUCUUAUGUCUCUGAUCGUCUACUGGUACAAAUCCAAAGAACUCGCUAAACGACUCAGCAUAUUCGGGACCUCGUACCCGCUAGCAAAUAUAUUCACUAGUAGUCUCCAAAUAGCUAUCAAUGAGGGUAUGGAUGGUGUGCAGGGUUUGGAAGGUUGGAGAUGGCUGUUUAUUUGGAAUGGCAUCAUCACUGUCAUCAUAGCAAUUUCUGGAUUUUUCCUUAUACCCGACGCACUGCAAAGCUCACAUGCAAUAUGGAUGACGAAUAACAUGCGCGAAAUAGCUGAGGAGAGAUUCACACGCACUGGAUAUCGCAAACCGAUCAAACUCACAUUCCAACAAUUUUUCAUCUUGAUCAGGAAGGGCGUGACUAGCUGGAUAACGUACGCAUUUACACUUACAUAUGCAUUCUGGAGUUGGUCACAAGACGCAAACACGUGGUUUACAUUAUUUCUCAAGUCGGUCACGAAUAGUGACGGUAGCAAGCGUUUCACCAACAAUCAGCUCACAUCCAUACCAAUAGGCGGGUAUGUGCUUCAGAUUGUGUUUAUGAUGCUAUGGGCUUAUCUGUCAGACAAACAGCAGCGCCGCUGUCGGUAUAUUGUUAUCCAACAACUCACCAUUUUCGUCGGUACGAUCAUCCUGUCAACAUGGCCAGCUAACUUUGGACUAAAGAUGUUCGCGUACUUUUUCCUCUACCUCUCUAAUUGCGGUGGACCAUUGAUUAUUGCGUGGAUGAGUGAUUUAAUCGGCAAGCAAAACACGGAGUUGCGGACAAUAUACAUUGGUCUAGCUGUCACGCUCGUCAACGCAAUUGAUUCGUUUCAGAAUAUAUUCUUUUACCCAGCGUCUGAGGCACCGAAUUACAGGAUCGGGUACAAGGCGGGAGCUGCGUAUGCAUUUGCUUCGAUAGCUGGAGCCCUUUUGUGGAAAUAUACUAGUAUCAGGGAUCCAUCGGUGACUGGGCUCAAUGCAACAGUAGCAAUGAGGCAGAGUGACGUGAGACAAUCUGACAGCGAUGUAUCUGACAAGAGGCAUGUUUAA